ACUACUACAAUGCUGGGAUCCUACUCUCACGUGAGGUUCCUGGACACAUGGCGUACUGCAAUCUUUGUUAAGGUACUGCUCGCGGUGGCCGUACCUGCCGCUUUGUUUCUAUCGGCGUCGGGCAAGCUCACCGUCGGCGGGCUGAGCUGCUUGCCGCCGUUUUAUGUGUUCGCCACGGCGAUCAUCAUAGCGGCGGCCGUGUCCUCCAAGUUGAGGCACAUGUGCCGGCCAAAGGAGGUGUAUCUGGUGGAGUACGGUUGCUUCCGGCCCAGACCCUGCUAUCGCGCGCCGCUGGCGACGUGCCGCGAGCACGCGCAGCUCAUGCCGGACAGGUUCGACGAGCAGAGCAUCAAUUUCAUGAUGCGGCUGAUAGCACGGUCAGGGCUCGGCGCGGAGACCUGCGUGCCCGUGGCGUACCACUACAUACCACCGGACCGGAGCCUCAAGGCGUCACGGGAGGAGGCGGAGCUGGUCAUCUUCUCCGGCAUAGACGAGGCGUUCGCCAAGACCAAGAGCUUCUUGAAGCCUACGGACGUGGACGUGCUCGUCCUAAACUGCAGCGUCCUGGCACCGACCCCAUCGUUCAUCGACAUGGUCGUCAACAGGUACAAGCUCCACGCCGACGUCGGUUGCUUCAACCUGUCCGGGAUGGGGUGCAGCGCCGCGCUCGUAUCGGUGGGCCUCGUCAGGAACAUCCUUCGGGUGGCGCGGCCUGGAACGCACGCUCUCAUCGUGUCCACGGAGAUCCUGUCGUCCACGUACUACACUGGCACGGACCCCUCGAUGCUCCUCCCCAACUGCUUGUUCCGCAUGGGUGCCGCCGCCACGAUCCUCUCCAACUCGCCGGAGGGCGCGCGUUUCCGGCUGGGCCCGGUGGUACGCACCGUCACCUCCGCACGGGACGUGGACUACCGGUGCGUGUACAUGGACGAGGACGACAAGGGAAACACCGCCAUCCGCCUCUCCAGGAAUCUCCCGGCCACCGCCGGCGGCGCGCUGAGGGACAACGUCGCCGCCUUCGCACCACUGGUCCUGCCAGCCUCCGAGCAGAUUCGCGUGGCGCUGUCCAUCCUGAAGCGUAAGCUACUUUUCCUGCUCGGACGACGUGCCGAUGGGACGCUCUACAGGCCGGACUUCCGCACGGCAUUCGAACACUUCUGCAUCCACGCCGGCGGCCGCAGCGUGAUCAACGAGGCUCAGAACGGGCUCGGGCUCUCCGACGACGACGUGGAGGCGUCGCGCAUGACGCUGCACAGGUUCGGCAACACGUCCAGCAGCUCGGUGCUGUACGAGCUGGCGUACACGGAGGCCAAGGGCCGUAUGAAGAAGGGUGACAGGGUGUGGAUGGUCUCGUUUGGCGCCGGAUUCGAGUGCAACAGCGUCGCGUGGGUGUGCAUCAAACCCGCCGCCGGCGACGAUUGCGGGCCGUGGGCUGACUCUAUCAACCGCUACCCGGUGCAGCUGCCGGAUGUCGUCUAGUAGGACACGCGUGUGAUGCUGCAUGCAUGCAUGCUUUUUUUUUUUUUUUGAGCAGAUUUUUUUUUUAGCAGACAUGCAUGCAUGCUUAAAAGGGUAUCCAACGACGUGCAUAUAUGCUCUCUCUCUACUAUGCAUGCAUGUACUAUGUAUGUACGUACUGGAAGCCUUGA
Messenger RNA from Hordeum vulgare subsp. vulgare (domesticated barley), 1649 nucleotides. Its product is annotated as 3-ketoacyl-CoA synthase 6-like. The coding region runs from base 10 to 1479 and encodes 489 amino acids. The transcript has a single exon. NCBI's taxonomy places the organism in Eukaryota, Viridiplantae, Streptophyta, Magnoliopsida, Poales, Poaceae. Gene Ontology annotation, molecular function: acyltransferase activity, transferring groups other than amino-acyl groups. Gene Ontology annotation, biological process: fatty acid biosynthetic process. The record is from RefSeq and is a predicted model, not a curated record. Gene Ontology annotation, cellular component: membrane.